GAAAUCAACCUCUGCCUAGUCAUAAUUGAGCCGCCAAUAAAUCCAGACAGACUCGUUCAACGUGAUCUCUACUUGCUGCUGGCCAUUGUUCUCGGUGCGUGGCUUUGCUCUUCUGUGGACAGUUAAUAAGCAUGCACGCAUAAUGAAUAGGUUAACGAUCCUUUUAUCGACGUUCUUUCUGAUAACGUUUAUUCAGGUCCAAAUCGAAGCGCAGGUCGUUCAACCAGCGCACACCCUGACGAGAAACGAACGACCGAGCAGCGCCACGAAACCGCCGCCAAAAAAUGCUUCACCUCCGAUGAAAAUUCCCACGAGCAAACCAACCCCUAGACCAAAUCUCAAUGCCGCGAUCGAUAGCCUCAAAGAUCGCUUGCUUAAUAACACGGAAACUCCGCAGGAAAUGCUCCAGCAUGUGAAGGAGCACUCGUUCCGGAAUGCUUUCCAUGAGGCGAUCGAUGCCAAGAUCGUUAAUUCCAGCCUCAUACACACGCUGUCAUCCGUUGCGAAACCGUUGGUCAACGACUACACGAAGGACACCCUGCUGAUCGAUUCGAUUCGGGAGGAUGUGAAUUUCACGUUCGGCCCGAACGUAACCUGGUGGGAGACGCUGGAGCUGAAGAAAAAGGAACAGCACGUGAUCGUUGGGUUGAGCGACACCAGCAUUGUGAUUCUGUUCGAGCACUUUGGCGAGUACACGCUGCAACAGGAAGUGCGCAUGGAGACGGCACCAACGGCGUUCGAGAUCAUUACGGUUUUCGACUCCACUACGGAGACGGCGAUAAGCUGUUUGAUUGUUGCGACCGAGCUGCAGUUGGUUUGGUACACGAUGCGGCAGGAUGCAAACUUCUUGCUGAAGGAGGAGUGGCGUUGGCCGCUGUACAAGUCGACGACGCUGAUACGGGGGUUCAAGUACCGGGAGAUCGACAUGAUUCUGCUGGUUGGGACGCAUCCGAAUAAGCAAAAAACCGUAUCGGCGACGUUGUAUGAGUUUAACUUUGAACGGCAACAGUUCUGGUUGUUGCAGAGGUUGGAACUCGUGCAUCCUUGCAGCAAGGUGGGUUUGGUGAGAGUUGGGCGGGAGUUUCUGGUCGCAUUUCCUCAGAAUGAUACGGCCAUGAUUUAUACGCUGGAAGCGGGGGAGAAGUAUCGGGGAAGAUUCACCCUGAUUGCAAACUAUACGUCGGAGUUGAUCAACACGGUGGACGCUUUCCAAGUAGGACGAUAUGCGUAUAUAGCGAUCGGGGGUAGAUCUCCGCAGAUUCUUCGGUACGCGAACGGGGUGUUUACAUCGCAAAGUAUUUCAAUGGACGCGAUGGAAACGGUUGAAGCCUAUUUCGAAAUACCGACUCCGACCUACCGGGACGAUUUGAUUCUGCUGGUUCAGCAUAAGAUGCUCUUCUCGACGCAUGAUCUUCAGAGAUUGGACAUUUUCGUGUGGAACGGUGAAUCGUUUGAUCUACGGAGUAACAUACCCUGCUACGUGGAAGAAGAACUGAUGGACAAUGAAGUUUCGUGCAUGUUGGAUCUGUAUCGGCCGACCGGUAUCGUCGGCUCCGCGAUCGUAAGUCACGGCAAGAAGGUUUCCAUGAUUAUUCCGCGAUACGAAGCUUACUCAACGAUAUUCCAUCUGCAAAUCGAGUUGCUUUCCGCGGAGCAUCCUAUCAGACAGAAGACGCAGGAGAUGCAAGACACAAUCGACGCAUUCAACAAGAUAGUUCAAUACCAGGACGAAGUGAUCAACGACGCAAUCUCCGCCAUUUCCGAGUCGCUUGAGACGAAUGAUUCCCAAUUACUGGAACUGCGAAACUGUUCAUUGGGAACGGUACAAGCGGAAAUGGUCGUGCAAGAUUCGGAAUUCAAAUGGCCAAGCGGGAAGAUCAUGGUGGGGGACAAAUAUUGGUCUUACCAAGAUACGGCCAUUGACGUUCCGACGAUCGCUCAGGAAAUUGAGAUAGAGACAGCGCGGCUAGUUAAGUUGGAACAACAACUGAACUACACAGUUCGGCGACACAACGACAGCUUUUCGCUUGAUUUGGAUCAACCGUUGUAUGUGCAAGGCCGGGUCGAGAUUGGAGGAGCUUUGGUUACGGAUGAUCUGUACGUGCGACAGCUGGAAGAAGAUCCACCAUUGCUCCGCGUGCUCCGCCAAACCGGUGACAGUGUGAAGGAACUGCGGGUAAAGGAUCUGAAAGUGAGACACUUAAAUUUUGAAACUGUAAACGGUAUUCCGGCGAGUGAUUUAGUGUUCAAUACGGGUGAGAAGAUCGAGCUUGCCAAUAAGCUGAUCGUGGACAAUGCGGUUGUUGCGCAGAAUGUAAUCUUGCCCAAGGGUGGAACGGUUAACGGAGUGGAUCUCAGUGAAUCGGCAGUGUAUUUUAACUGCAAGAAUCGUCGCUGGGACAAUCUGAAAUUUGAUUCGGUUGAAGUAUUGACAGAUGUGGUGGUUCAGGACACGAUAAAUGGAGUGAAGCUUGACCUGGAGGAAUUGGAUGCACGGUUCAGGCAAGCAAGUGAUGACACGGCGGAUAUGUUAGUGGCGGAAAAACUACAUCUGGAUGGAAAUUUGUACGUUCAUAGUAUCAACGGAGUUCCGUGGAAGGACAUCAUUCAUAGGAUCGUGCUGAAGAAUCGACCAAAUCGACUUGUGGAGCUGAAAGUUAACGGAAGUUUGAUUCUGCAGAACGAUAACGCGACGGUGUAUUACCUGAAUGGAUUAGCCUUCCCAAUGGAUUAUCUGCUGUCGAGUAGUCCCGUGGAGUCAAUUGUGACCGGUUACAAACGAUUUGUAAAUUUUACAAACGUCGAGGCUUUGGACAUCGAACGGACCAUCAACGGAGUUGAUCUGCACGAUAUUGUCACUUUGCACGAUGACCAGCAUAUUCCCGGUGAUGUAACGAUCGGCGAACUUCACGUCACCGAACGCCUCGAGGUUAAGGGAGCCAUCCACGGGAGACAUUUGGACGAGUUCCUCGAUAAUCCAACUCUGCAGCAAACCGCUCUGGUGAAAGCAGCGUGCCACUUCAAGCAACUGAUUGUGGAUGGGCCGGUUGUGGUGCAGGAUGAGUUCAACGGAAUGAAUGUGGACGCAGUUCUUUCGGAUGUGGUUUACGAUACGGAGCACACGGUUACGAUCGAAGCUUCCAAGAGGAUUGCCUCGGCCGAGUUCCGCGAUAAGGUCACCAUCGGUACCAACAUGGUCAACGAUAUACCGUUGGAUCAGUUUGUAACGCGCAGCACCGAACAGGAGUUGAGCGUUCGGGAAAUCAACGGCAACGUGUUCAUCCAUAACUUAAAAAUGGACGGGUUGUUCGACGGACUUAACGCGACAGCCUUGGACCUCAGUGCGGUCAAAUUGUUCGGUGAUCAAUACACUGAGACUUCGUUGAUAUUCAAAAACCGCGAGAAUGCCCUUUAUCCGGACGUGGAGGCUAAUGAACUGAAAAUCACAAAAACGUUGAAUUCGAAAACUAGAAGUGAAUACAAAGAUACGGAACAGGAGGAGUUAGUUUUGUCGGGGCAGAUUAGCCUCAAUCACCUACAGGUAGAUUAUCUCCAGCUGAUAGGAUCUAAUUUAGACGGUCCUUCGAAGAUGAUCAACACGAUAUACCUGCCUACAUUCGACAGCCUUCGGUUCAGUUUGACAAUACCCCAACAAAUUACUGCACCAUUUUACGUAAACAAAUUGGUCGUGGGAAGCCACAUUUCAACGACUUAUAUAAAUGGCCGGGACUUCAGUGGAUUGAAGGAGAGCAUCGACCGCAUGGACAAUUUCAAGAAUCAUCUACUGCAAGGAAGCAUUCCAAUCGACAAUCUUUACAUUGGCGGUGAUUUGCAGGUCAACGUUCUAAACGAUGUGAGCUUCGAUGCUUUAAUUAAACAAGUAAUUUGGCUAAACCGUCCAAAUAGAAUACCGGGAACAUUUCGGUUUCUAGACCCUCUGGUGGUCGAAGGAAACCUGACGACACGAGGGCUGAUCAACAAUGCCAAUUUUGCGGAGUUUCUGGAAGACGUCGCUUUGAAGUCGUCAGGUGUACCGGAGUUCUACGGCACCACGGUAUUUAUGAAUGGAUUGGUCGUAGAAGGUAACAUCAAUACCGAAAAUAUCAACAAUAUCCAUAUUAGUGAGUUGGCGAUGAGAAAUGAAACGAUCUAUUUACGAGGUGAUGUUGAAAUCCUUGGUGAUCUAUUCGUAGAGAACCUCCAUAUUGAAAAUAGUCUGAACCUUGAGCCCAUACAAAAUCUUCUAACCUCCUACGCUUAUGACGAAACUAAAGACGUCCAUACGGUUAAAGGUGAUUUGUAUUUGUACAAUGCCCAAAUCGGAGCACUACAUGUCGCAGGUUCAUUAAACCAAAUCCCCAACGUUGAUGCCCAUUUGGCAUCCAUAAUUCAUAAAAACCACGACUAUAACUUUGCCAAGCCUUUAUUGUUUAAAAAUGAAGUCUUCUUUGACCACGGAUUCACGGCCACGUACCUCAACCAAAUGGACAUAUCUACUAUAAAUGAGAACAUCGUUCGUAUCAAUGAACCCAAUCCAGUAGAAGUUGAAGCAGAUGUGGUGGUGUUUACUGAACCUAUUUACGCGGAACAACUGAUAGUUAAGGGUGAUAUGAUCACGACGAACCUCAAUGGGUGCAAUCCGGAUAUAUGGACGAGUACAGCCAUUAUGAUCGAUCGUGAUGCUGAGAUCUACGCAAAAACGUUUUUCGCACCCGGAGCUUUCCGUACAAACCAUCUUCGCGUAGACUACUUAAACGGACAACCAAUGAACAAUCUGAUUACUCUGAGCACCGAUCAAACAAUUGAGACUACGUUGUUCAUUCACGAAAUGACGAUCACUCAGCCGAUGGAAGUCGGGGGAUACGUUAAUGGAGUUACGUUACCGUACGAACGCAAGAACACCCUCAUGACUUACGGUAACCAACGCGUCCGCCUGCCGACGGUAUUCCACACGAUACAUGUCCUACACUCGCUCACGCUCCCGCCGGUAUUGAAUGGAAAACCAUUUGGACCCCCCGUUGCCAUCGGUCCCGAAAUGGUGAUCGAAUCUCCCAUUUCGUUCCGUCACUUGAUCGUGGACCGAUUGGAAACGGACGACAUGAUCUCCGGAAUAGACUUCAACCAGUGGCACGCGAACAGCCUUUGGAGCAAGGGCCGUGAUCAUCAGACCAUCGAUGCGAAAAUUACGGCACACAAAGUGCGGUUCGAUGGGGAUGUGGAAGGGAACGGUAAAAUCAACGGAGUGGACAUCAUGGACGUCGUUCAACGUAUGAAGGCAGCCAAGACGAACGUCGAGAAUCAGCUGCAGGACUACCAAUCGGAAAUGCGAUCGUUCUGCUCCAACACCAAACAGCUGGUGGAUAAAACCCAGAGUCGGAUGUACUUCUUCAAGUACUUUGUCCAGCGACAGGUGAUCAACGAACAUCUACCGAUUGUGUCGUUCCAUUUCUUCGAUCACUUGGGCUAUCACUUCUUGGGUGUAAAUAUGGGAUGUGAGAGUCACUUCUACCAGUGGGAUUCGGCUGGAAAGGCUUUCGUUCCGAUAUUCAACUUCUACACUGGGGUGGUUGAAGAGUGGAAUCAUGUAGUUAACGGAGAAGAAGCUAUCUACCUGGUGACGAGAUCGAUUAGCGAUAUAACGCAAUGUGAAGUAAUGGGACUGAACGUGUGGUUAUUCACCGGAGUACAACUGCAGCUGAUUUGGAAUACGGUCGAUACGGGCUCGAUGCAAUCCGUAGCGGCCGAUCCGACUAAACCGAGAAGUUUCUACGUGUUGUCACCAAAUCUGGUGGUGGAAUACAGCAUUGAAGGAGGAACCCUUGAGCAGUGGAAGCUUCCGACAAGCGCCUUGGGGUAUGAAUUUAUUCCCGCUGGAGUAGGACUUGGGCUGGCCUUAAGCGAUAGCAAAUUGCUGGUUCUACUCUCCAACGUGAACAAAAAUGAUGAAGGACCGACUGUCAACAGCUCACUUGAGAUGGCGCUCUUCUCUUCUCAAUCGUUGCACGAUCGCGUGAAGCAUGCCUACGCGGAAAAAUUGAUCAAUUCGACGGUUAGUUCGGUGGGAGUCAGUGAUAUAAUCCACCCAGAAACUUUAUCACCACAGGAUGAGAAUCGUCACUUCGACAACGACACAGUGAUCUACGUAGUUGAACCAGAAACAAUUGACACCCCGGAUCCUCCGGUAGCUGGAGAUAAACUGCCAGCGGAGACUCCAAUCGCCAGAGACAUUCCGCAUGGCGGAAUUAUGGUUGCCGACAACCUGCACUUCCCGGAGCGAUCCCGAGGAAAUGUGGUCGCAUUCCAUGCAGGACCACACAACAAGAAGCGACAUCUGGUGGCAGUGUCUACUGCUGUUCACACCGUCGUCCAAGGCGACCAAGACGCGAUCAAGAUCUACACCGACAUCCAGACCGGCAAUCUGUACCAAGUUCUGCCGUGCCAUCGUCCAUCGCACUUGACCGCCCUAGAACUGCGGGACGAAACGAUCCUUGCCUUCCUGGAAGCACGACAAACCGUCCAGGUGUACAUCUACCGCGGCAUGCAGGGAUUUGUGCGGCUUAGCAACUUCAAACUGACGGCGCCGGCCAGAUCGAUGGCCGGAGUAUCGCUACCACAGCCGCUGAUGAUCCGCUGUAAGCUGCAUUACCUGGCGAUUGCUACUGAUCAGCACGAACUAAUCAUGCUUCGGGCCAAGACACAGGGUGAUUGUGGGUUGACGGUUCAGGUGGACUGCGAUGAUGAAAAGUAGGACUAGAAUCAUCUAUAAUCGUUAUUUUGUUGAUGUAUUGUUUGAUGUUGUACAAUGUGUUUGUAUGAAUUGUAUGAAUAUUUGUUAUUUUUGGAGGUAUAUUAGAGUUUUAUACGAA
Messenger RNA from Armigeres subalbatus, 6866 nucleotides. RefSeq lists its product as uncharacterized. The record is from RefSeq and is a predicted model, not a curated record. Gene Ontology annotation, molecular function: heparin binding. The coding region runs from base 143 to 6748 and encodes 2201 amino acids. Lineage: Eukaryota; Metazoa; Arthropoda; Insecta; Diptera; Culicidae. The transcript is spliced from 6 exons. Gene Ontology annotation, cellular component: cell surface.